AUGUCAGACAUCCUCCGCAGAGCAUCCGACGCGUUCCAUAAUCGCCAGCGUCAAGACUCGACCGGCUCAAUGGAUGCACCGACGUCUCCCGACGCAGCAAAGCCUCCCGUGCAAGAGCCAAUGAAUCAAAAGCCCCAGUCUGCUCAGCCUGACUCCCAUGCCAAGGAUCCUGUUGCUACAUCAGCUAAUGGUGUUGAACAUCCGAAGCAUCGCCGCCAUUGGGGCUGGGGAUACCACGGGAAAAGCCCCGAAGCAAAGCAGCAACCGCAAUCUAGCCAAGAGCAGAGAGAUAAUGACUGGAUUUUUGGAACUUAA
Messenger RNA from Penicillium canescens, 315 nucleotides. RefSeq lists its product as uncharacterized. The record is from RefSeq and is a predicted model, not a curated record. The transcript has 2 exons. Bases 1 to 315 code for a protein of 104 amino acids. Lineage: Eukaryota; Fungi; Ascomycota; Eurotiomycetes; Eurotiales; Aspergillaceae.